AUGUUGAGCCCGAGGGGCGCGCCGCCCCCAAAGCCCCCAGCUGACCCGCAGCAGCAGCAGCAGCAGCAGCAGGAGCAGGAGCUGCAGCAGCAGCAGGGUACUCCAUUGGGGGCCCCCGGAAUGCAUGGGGGCCUCCGCAAGACACAGCAAUCAGUGCAGCAGCAGAGACGCAGCAAAAUGUUAAGCCCGAGGGGCGCGCCGCCCCCAAGUGCUGCUGUUGCUGCUGCUGUGCUGCAGCAGCAGCUGCAGGUCCCCCCCUCCUCUGUUGCUGUUCUGCUGCAGGAUGCAACGGAGUUUGUGGUUGUGCACAUGCAGCAGCGGGGUGUCGAUACACCCCACCUAGGACGAAUGGCAGCUACUGCAGCAGAGGCAGAGACCGAGGCAGAGACCGAGGUAACAGCUCAAGCCAUUGCUGAGGCGCUGCAGCAAGCCAUACAAAGCAGCAGCAGCCGCAGAAACAGCUGCAGCAGCAGCAGUGCCGAAGCAGAAGCUCUCUCCCCCUUCCUCUCAACAGCAACAAGCGCAGCAAAAGCAUUUUCUGCUAUUGUGUCGCUGGUGAGCUGCAGCAGCAGCAGCAGCAGCAGCAGUAGCAGCAGCAGCAACACUGUCAGCAGCAGCAGCAACACUGUCAGCAGCAGCAGCAGCAGCAGCAACAGCAACAGAAACACAAUUACACUUUCCAUGCAGCUGCAGCACUACUAUCACCAGCAGCAGAGCAGCAGCACAGCCACAGUCAGCGCCACCAUCAUCACAAACAGCAGCAGCAGCAGCAGCAGCAGCACGAACAGCAGCAGCAGCAGCAGCAGCAGCGCCAGCAGCAACAGCAACAGAAACACAAGUGCCCGUUCACUACUUUCACCAGCAGCAGCACUAGCAGCAGCACAACCACAACCAGCGCCACCAUCAUCACAAACAGCAGCAGCAGCAGCAGCAGCAGCACGAACAGCAGCAGCAGCAGCAGCAGCAGCAGCAGUGUCUCCGUGUGCGUGUGCGGUGCAUCCUCAGCUGCCUCCGUCGCCUUCUGUGUGCCCGGGUGCUGCAUGGGCUUCUCGUUCUGGCGGUGAUAAGCAGCAGCAGCAGCAGCAGCUGCAGCACGGGAAAAAGCAGCAGCAGCAGCAGCAGCAGCAGCAGGAGCAGCAGCCAGAAGAAUCAUGGAUAGGCCUCGCUGCUGCUGCGUCGCUCGCGCGGCUGCUGCGAGGCCUCCAGGCAGAGGCGGGGCUUCGCUUGCCCAGGUGUCUCCUCAGCGCUAAAGGAAUGCUGCUGUGGCUGCUGCUGUUGUUGCUGCUCAAGCUGAUGUUGCUGCUGUUCGUGGUGCUGUAG
Molecule: messenger RNA, 1320 nt
Organism: Eimeria mitis
Lineage: Eukaryota; Apicomplexa; Conoidasida; Eucoccidiorida; Eimeriidae
Exons: 8
Coding region: 1-1320 (439 amino acids)
Source: RefSeq, a predicted model, not a curated record